Molecule: messenger RNA, 327 nt
Organism: Aspergillus neoniger CBS 115656
Lineage: Eukaryota; Fungi; Ascomycota; Eurotiomycetes; Eurotiales; Aspergillaceae
Exons: 2
Coding region: 1-327 (108 amino acids)
Source: RefSeq, a predicted model, not a curated record
AUGCCAACAAAACGUCCAGUUGCACCGCCUGAUUGGUCGUUUCGCAAUGUGCCGGAUCCUCAACUCCAAGCGAGGGGAUCAGGAUGGUUCAGACGCUACAGUCCAGGGAACAUCACUGCCAGACUGAACAGAACCAAUCCUACCACCCGUGAGACUCUGUCUAGCGUUGAGACAGAAAAUACCACCUCCAGAAAAUGCAGAGCUGGCGCUAAAGCUCAACACAGUUUCCGUUUCGGACUGGACAGCUUGGCUUUCAACUAUCUGAUCGUCGUCUUACCGCAGGCGCCUGGCUUUGGGGCUCUGCGAAGAAUCCAGGGACAUCUAUGA